Molecule: messenger RNA, 1683 nt
Organism: Filobasidium floriforme
Lineage: Eukaryota; Fungi; Basidiomycota; Tremellomycetes; Filobasidiales; Filobasidiaceae
Product: iron permease
Exons: 11
Coding region: 1-1683 (560 amino acids)
Biological process (GO): transmembrane transport
Molecular function (GO): transmembrane transporter activity
Source: RefSeq, a predicted model, not a curated record
AUGGACGAAGCACAUGGGGCUGGGGCCGGGAAGAGGAAGCGCGUGGACUUUAACAAGCCGCUCAAGUUCUGGUUGAUCUUCGUCUCGCUCUGUUUCUCCUGCUUGCUCUCCGCUCUGGAUUUGACCGCCAUCUCCACCGCUCUCCCCGAUAUCAUCAACGACCUCCAGGGGGAAGACUAUAUUUGGGUCGGAUCGGCCUACGCGUUGACCUCGACGGCUUUUCUUCCAUUCUGCGGGUCCAUGGCUAAUAUCCUCGGUCGCCGAAGCACGAUGAUGCUCUCCCUCGUCAUGUUCAUGCUCGGCUCCGGUCUGUGUGGAGGGGCGAGGUACGUGAGCUCGAUGGACAUGUUGAUCGCCGCGAGGGCCGUGCAGGGGAUGGGCGGUGGUGGGAUCAUCGCGAUGACCGAAAUCAUCGUCGCCGACAUGCUGCCCCUAUCAGAACGAGGCGUAUUCUCUGGUAUCAUCGGUUGCGUCUGGGCUUUCGCCAGUGCCAUCGGCCCGCUGAUCGGAGGUGCCCUAGCUCAAGAAUGGCAAUGGCUCUUUUUCAUCAACCUUCCUCUCGGUCUCUUUGCCCUCGGUCUCGUCUGGGCGUUCUUGGACAUCAAAUCACCCAAGGACGACCUGAAGACGAGGUUGAGGCAGAUGGACAUCAUCGGGAACGUCUUGAUCAUCGGAGGGACGACUGCGGUCAUCUUGGGGAUCGUCUGGGGUGGAGCGCAUCAUCCUUGGGGCGCUUACCAGGUUUACGUACCCUUGGCUGUUGGUAUUAUCGCCACUUUCGGCGCUGUCUUGUACGAUUUCCGAUGGGCCGUCGAUCCUACCAUCCCUUUCACCAUCAUCAACAACCGGACCUCGAUCUCAGGUUACAUCCAGACCUUUUUCCACGGAAUUGUGACGAUCAUCAUCAUCUAUUAUCUCCCGGUCUACUUCCAAGCGAUCCAAGGAUCGAGCCCCGUCAGGUCUAGCGUGCAGACCUUCCCGCUCUCCUUGACCAUCGCCCCGUUGGCCAUCAUGACCGGUGCCGCUGUCGCCAUCAUCGGAAAGUACAACUGGUCGAACUGGGCUGGAUGGGUGAUGAUGACCACCGGAGUCGGCUUGUUGGCGCUGCUCAAGGAAGGCAGCUCGGUUCAUAUGUGGGCUGGGUUCCAGGCCAUCGCGGGAAUUGGCGCUGGAAUGCUCUAUUCGGGGCUCAAUUUCCCCAUCCUUGCGCCAACUCCACCCGAUCUCAACGCUCCCGCCCUCGCGUUCUUGACUUUUGCGAGGAGUUAUGGACAGGUCUUUGGGGUUACUAUCGGAGGUACACUGGAUCUGACACUGCAGCUCAAAAAGAAGCUGCCUGUCGCGUUUGGCGCUCAAUUCGGUUCCGCCCCCGAUCUCGCCUACGCGGCCAUCCCGGUCCUUCACACCCUCUCCGAACCCAUGAAGACCGACGUGAUCCACGCGUUUGUCGUCUCGCUCCGACUCGUCUGGCUCGUCGCCAUCCCGCUCUCGGCCGUCGGUUUGCUCGCCAACUUUUUCUGCAAAGAGAUCCCCAUGCACAAGCACGUCGACGAAAAGUGGGGUCUCGCCGAACAAGCCAAGGCUGAGAACGAUCAAGAGAUGGGCAACGUCCCGCCGACUCCCAUCGUUCCCAUCCUCAAGUCGUCGCCCUCGACCGGAGCUUCGGUCGGGUUGGCCUACUAA